AUGACUUCCUAUGCGCCCGUUAGCAAUGUCACCAUAUCUCGCGACACGUCAAAGCCCGUUAGCGAGGCAAUCAAGUCAUCACUGCGUGUGGAUGUACCUAAAAAUUCCACCGGAUAUUUUGGAUUCGCAAAUACGGGGUACAAUGGAGUCCCAGUAUCAAACAGCACCUACAACAGCUCGUUCUGGAUGAUGGGUGAAUACUCGGGAACAAUUAACCUACAGCUUGUUGGGUCGCACAGCGGAAUUGUUUAUGCCGAUCAUAAUUUGACCGUUAACAGCACGGAUUCUCACUUUCGCCAGUUUCACACAUCUUUCAACUCGACUCGAUCUCCUGAUGGAGAGAAUGAGUGGCACCUCACCCUCGACGGGUCAAAGGCUGCUGGCACUUCGUUGAAUUUCGGAUACAUACAACUUUUCCCACCGACUUAUAAUGAAAGAGAGAAUGGGCUCCGAGAAGACCUUGCGACCGUACUCGAGAAAACCAAUUUAACAUUCCUUCGAUUCCCGGGAGGAAAUAACCUUGAAGGUCUCCAAGUUGAAACCCGUUGGAAAUGGAACACAACAAUUGGUCCACUUGUCGACCGACCAGGAAGAGAAAGUGACUGGUUUUAUCCAAAUACAGACGCACUUGGAUUGGAUGAGUACCUCUGGUGGUGCGAAGAUAUGAAGAUGUCCCCAGUUCUGGCCGUCUGGGCCGGAAAGUCAUACGGCGAAAUCAUUUCAGGGUCAGAGCUUCAUCCAUAUGUUGAAGACAUUAUGAACGAACUUGAAUAUCUACUUGGAGACUCAAACACCACCCUUGGAAAAGUACGAGCUGAAAACGGUCGCAAGAAGCCUUGGAAGAUUGACUAUUUGGAAAUCGGAAAUGAAGAUGAUCUCACGGGCGGAUGCGACACGUAUCCAAACCGCUUCAAUCAGAUAUACAAAGCUGUUCAUGAGAAAUAUCCGGACAUGACAAUAAUUGCUUCAAACGGGGAUUUGUCAUGUCUCCCAUCACCGGUUCCCGAAAACGUCAUUCUGGAUCUGCACUUGUACCGCAAGCCGAAUGACUUUGUCGCCUUAUUUGAUCAAUUCGAUAACCAGCCUCGAGAUCAGCCUGUCAUGGUCGGCGAAUAUGGUUGUCGUAAUACCUCAAGUGCCAAAGGGACAUAUUGGUCAUUCAUGCAGGGCACUUGCAGCGAGGCAGUGUACAUGAUGGGCAUGGAGAGAAAUAGCGACAUUGUGAAAAUGGCAGCUUAUGCACCCAUGCUAGAACAUUUCGAAUUUGAAUCUUGGUCGCCAACUAUGUACGGCUUCAACUCGAGCCCAGAAUCAAUCACACCCUCAACAUCAUACUUCCUCCAACAGAUGUUUGCAUCAAACAAAGGGGAUACUGUCCUCCCUGUCAAUUCGUCGGCUGAAUUUGGCCCCUUGUAUUGGGUGGCCACAAAGGCGGAUACUCAGUACUAUGUUAAAUUGGCCAAUUACGGACCUGAUGAGCAAAAUGUCACUGUGAAGAUCCCGAAAACCGACUCUGGAAAGUUGAAGAUGCUUUCAGGGUCUCGCUAUGAGGGAAAUCAGCCAUAUUCGGUCAAUGUGAAAACUGAACAUGCUGAAAUUGAGCAAGGAAAGGCAACUACAAUGUCACGAUGCCGCCUUGGGCUGUCGCUGUUUUGGCAGUUGAGUGAAGUAUGA
Penicillium cosmopolitanum is the source of this 1674-nucleotide messenger RNA. RefSeq lists its product as uncharacterized. Gene Ontology annotation, molecular function: alpha-L-arabinofuranosidase activity. The transcript has 2 exons. The coding region runs from base 1 to 1674 and encodes 557 amino acids. Gene Ontology annotation, biological process: L-arabinose metabolic process. NCBI's taxonomy places the organism in Eukaryota, Fungi, Ascomycota, Eurotiomycetes, Eurotiales, Aspergillaceae. The record is from RefSeq and is a predicted model, not a curated record.